AUGAGGUACUUCUUUGGCAUCAACUACCUGCCGAAUUGUCUGGUGAUGGCUGCGCUCGACCAUCUGCCCACCCGUGAUUUGGAAACUUUACAUCGCGUCAACUGGGACUUCAGGGCAUGCAUCACGAGACGCGGCGUAUUCCCGCGUAGAGUGGAAUCCAUCUCCAUCACGGCCCGAAUCCGGAAGCCGGAGCACGCGAAAGAAGUGGGCGAGCAAGAACACAAGAUUUGGCUGCACGAGACGCAGAUUGUCAUCCGUGAUUUCGGCCAAGGCACCUUGACUUUCAAUAGCCACAGCUUCUACAGGUUGAACCGCUUCCCGUUCUCGAGCCUAAUUGACCUGAUCAAGUCAAGCGUUAGCAUCACGUGUCGCGAGCUGGAUGUGGAGCUGAUUGCCACUUACGAUGGCACGGUAGUAACUGACAAGCAGUGCCCAGGCAUUUUCGACACCGUCACGUUUCAGUUGGCAUUUUGUCCACGGAGGCGCGCCAGUGAAGGGCUGAUGCAUUCUGUUACGUCCAACUACGAAUUCCCGGCCCACGUGAAGGCGGUCACGGAGUUUUUGUCAGAUUUGAAGACGAGGGUGCGCCGGAUCCAUAAAGGGGCCAUGGAACUGCUUGAUGAGACGGAAGCAGACGCACAAACGCUUCUCAAAUGGAUUGAGAAGCACGCGAUGCCAAGUCAUCCAUGCCCGCAUUGCUCGUUUGUCUUCGAUCGGCCUUACAAUUUGAAACGGCAUUGCGACCGCUUACAUGGGGGCUCGCCAAUCCCCAUUAUCCCCAGGAAAAAGGGUGAUAGCGUCAAGUGCCACAUUUGCCAAGCCCGAAUGCGCGACGAAGAGGCCCUCGAGGACCACGUUUCCGCUUACCAUAGCUUCCCAGUGCCUGAGAUAGAGCCACCCGCCCCUGGUUUUUACUGUACUGAGUGUGUAGUGCCAGCGAAGAAUUAUGAAGACUUUGUCAUGCAUUUUGCGGGGUCCCACGAAGAUUCGGAUACCCAUUUUGAAAUCAAUGAGUUGAAAGUAGCGCGCGAUCAGUUGAGCGACUGGGUCAAAGAGUUUGAAGAGCGUCACAAUGCUCGAUUUGCGGUUAGGACGUCCAAUGAUAAGCAUCGAUAUCUGAAGUGUGCACAAAGCACUGAUAAGGAUGGAGCAAUUACAUGUCCUUCUUUUAUUCGGAUCAAUUUUCUCGACGCUCAAUCUGCCGAAAUUAUUUUUGCCGAUAAGCACUCGCACGCGCCAGACAUUCCCAAGCUUACGUUGCGCAACUCUCUAGUAGAAGAUCGCAUUGUCGCGCUUUUGCAACAGGGUCUCCUCCCCCGCCAAAUGGCUAUCGCCGCUUCUUCGCAUCAGGAAUUUGAUGAUCCAAUCCCAGAAAUCCCGGUACAGAACGAAAACAUGCCCCCAGAAUCCCAGAAAAAGGAAGCCCUACAAAAAUUUAGAACAACCCUAAAUGCACUUUGGUAUGCGGCGGCGGAUUGCGACGUUGAGCUCCUUGAAAACUGGCAGGAAGACAUUGAGGAAAAAUUACGUACCAUCACCAAGGAGAAACGCAAGCCAGUCAUCGCACCAAGGCAACAGAAUGAUGUCCCGAUCCGCGAAGCUUCCGCCAAUUACCGCAUGCAAUCUAAGGCCGCUAAGCGGAAACUCGAGCCA
Mesorhabditis spiculigera is the source of this 1653-nucleotide messenger RNA. The record is from the annotation of a GenBank genome assembly. Lineage: Eukaryota; Metazoa; Nematoda; Chromadorea; Rhabditida; Rhabditidae.